Erinaceus europaeus (western European hedgehog) is the source of this 4523-nucleotide messenger RNA. RefSeq names its product cholecystokinin B receptor (gene CCKBR). The coding region runs from base 158 to 1519 and encodes 453 amino acids. The record is from RefSeq and is a predicted model, not a curated record. Gene Ontology annotation, molecular function: cholecystokinin receptor activity; gastrin receptor activity. The transcript is spliced from 5 exons. NCBI's taxonomy places the organism in Eukaryota, Metazoa, Chordata, Mammalia, Eulipotyphla, Erinaceidae. Gene Ontology annotation, cellular component: plasma membrane. Gene Ontology annotation, biological process: phospholipase C-activating G protein-coupled receptor signaling pathway.
GCGAGCAGGGGAGGAGUGGCGGGGCCCGGCCCAGGUUGGGGGCGGGGACCAGGCGGGGCGGGAGGCUCAGCCCGGCUCGCUCAGCUCGGGAGCAGGUGGAGCCGCAGCUGGAGCCCGCCAGGCCGAGAGCCGGGAGGUGGCGGGCUGCACUGGGGCCAUGGAACUGCUCCAGCUGAACCGGAGCGCGCCGGGAUCCGGAUCCGGACCCGGACCCGGGCCAGGGGCUGCCCUGUGCCGUCCCGGGGGCCCCCUCUUCAACGGCAGCGCGAGCGGUAACCUGAGCUGCGAGCCUCCUCGCCUCCGCGGAGCCGGGACACGAGACUUGGAGAUGGCCAUUAGGAUCACGCUUUAUUCAGUGAUCUUUCUGAUGAGUGUUGUCGGAAAUGUGCUCAUCAUCGUGGUUCUGGGACUGAGUCGCCGCCUGAGGACUGUCACCAACGCCUUCCUGCUCUCGCUGGCUGUGAGCGACCUCCUGCUGGCUGUGGCUUGCAUGCCCUUUACCCUCCUGCCCAAUCUCAUGGGCACAUUCAUCUUCGGCACUGUUGUAUGCAAAGCUGUUUCCUACCUAAUGGGGGUGUCUGUGAGUGUGUCCACGCUAAGCCUGGUCGCCAUCGCCCUGGAGCGGUACAGCGCCAUCUGCCGACCACUGCAAGCACGGGUGUGGCAAACGCGCUCGCACGCAGCUCGUGUGAUCGUGGCCACGUGGAUCCUGUCGGGACUGCUCAUGGUGCCCUACCCGGUCUACACCGCCGUGCAGCCCGCAGGGCCCCGCGUGCUGCAGUGUGUGCAUCGCUGGCCCAGUGCGCGGGUUCGCCAAACCUGGUCGGUCCUGCUGCUCCUGCUCUUGUUCUUCGUCCCCGGCGUGGUGAUGGCCGUGGCCUACGGGCUCAUCUCCCGGGAGCUCUACUUAGGGCUGCGCUUUGACAGUGACAGUGACAAGGAGAGCCACAGCAGAGUGCGAAACCCUGGAGGACUGCCUGGUCCCGCCCACCCCAACGGGCGCUGCAGGUCCGAGCCGGGGCUGUCGGGCGAGGACGGCGACGGCUGCUACGUGCAGCUCCCGCGCUCCCGGACCGCGCUGGAGCUGGCGGCGCUGACCUCGCCCACCCCGGGCUCCGGCUCCGCCUCCCGGCCCACCCAGGCCAAGCUGCUGGCUAAGAAGCGCGUGGUGCGCAUGCUGCUGGUGAUCGUGGUGCUCUUCUUCCUGUGCUGGCUGCCGGUGUACAGCGCCAACACGUGGCGCGCCUUCGACGGCCAUGGGGCUCACCGCGCGCUCUCGGGGGCGCCCAUCUCCUUCAUCCACCUGCUGAGCUACGUCUCGGCCUGUGUCAACCCUCUAGUCUACUGCUUCAUGCACCGGCGCUUCCGCCAGGCCUGUCUGGACACCUGCGUCCGCUGCUGCCCCCGGCCCCCACGAGCUCGCCCCAGGCCCCUCCCAGACGAGGACCCGCCCACCCCCUCCAUCGCUUCCCUGUCCAGGCUGAGCUACACCACCAUCAGCACGCUGGGUCCAGGCUGAGCCCUGGGGGUGGGGGGGGGGAGGCGGAGGCGGAGGCAGGACAGAUGCCCACAGCACAGACACACACGAGACAGAAACCAACACCUGAUACGCAAAGUUGACACCAACAGCAUGGAUUAGCCCACACACACACCCCAACAACAACACCCCCCCGAAAAUGAUGGGCUUCCCUGAUACAAAGGAAACAAUAGGACCACACAUACAAAAGACGAGACACUUGAUAUGUGAAACUGAGCAAGACUCACAGAAGCAUGGCACUGACCUUGGAGAUACACAGACACUGGGGCAGGGUGAUGGCGCACCUGGUUGAGCACACGCGUUACAAUGCGCAAGGACCCGGGUUCAAGCCCCCUAGUCCCCACCUGCAGAGGGAAAGCUUUGUGAGUGGUAAAGCAGAGCUGCAAGUAUCUCUCUGCCUCUCCCUUCCUUCUCGAUAUCUGACUGUCUCUAUCAAAUAAAUAAAGAUAAUUUUUUAAUUUAAAAAGAGAGAGCGAUACACAGACGCGGUAUCCUUUGCAGUAGCCUGUCCUUACACCAUGGAAACUGAAAGAGACUGCUGUCCCCACCCACCACACACAGACACAGCAAUGGCACUGAUUAUUUCAGGACUCUGGGACUGGCUCCUGAGAGACUGGCGGCUGUCCCAGCCUGACCUCACAACACCCUUCCCCAGGCAGCACUGCAAACACUGGCCUGCCUAAUUGCACCUGGCCCUGAGCAAGAGGCUGUUUUGCACUGAGAAGUCCCUUCCCUCCUUCCUAGUUCAGUACCGUGGACCUGCCCCCCCUUCCCUCCUCCAACUUCUUCAAGAAAUAAUUAAUAAAUUACUUGGCUUCCUCCUAAACUGCCUUUCUGGAUCCUUGUAAAGAACAGGUGAGGGGGCAUGGAAUUUUGUGGCAUUCUCCUUGUGAGACCUCUCCCCCACUCCUUUGCCUAAAAGCCAGUGUUCUAGAUCCACCCAGUGAUCAGUAGACUCAGUAGAUUCAGCCAUGACAUGUCAUGAUUCCUGAAAUGGGAUCAUUGUUGAGGUACCACAUUAGUAGAUGCUUAUUUAAGUUUCCAAUGAGAGAUCAAAGAGGAAGCACCAUAUAGUAAGACUUCUCAGUUCUCAGCGUGUGUUUGAAACAACAGGGGGUUAGAACAUGUCAAACCUGCAAAAGUUAAUUAAAGAGCAGUUAGUUGGAAAUUACAUUUAUUUUAAUGCGUAUUUAUUUGAUAGAAUAGAGAGGUUGAGAGGGAAGUGGGGAGAUAGAGAGGGAGAAAGAGAAAGGCCUGCAAGACGACCAGGAGGUAUCACACCCGGGCAAGCUGCACAUAGUACGAAGCAUCAAGGACCCAUGCAAGGGCCUGGGUUCGAGCCCUGGCCUCCUCACCUGCAGGGGGGAUGCUUCACAAGCCACAAAACAGGUCCACAGGUAUUUCUCUCUCUCUUUAAAUUGCUUUCUUUUUUUUAAAGUGUUUUCUUAUCUUUUUAAUUUAUUUUUUGGAUAGAGACAGCCAGAAAUUGAGAGGGAAGAGGGUGGUAGAGAGGGAAAGAAAGAGACACCUACAGCACUGCUUCACCACUCACAAAGCUUUCCCUCUGCAGGUGGGGACCAAGGGCUUGAACCCAGGUCCUUGAGCAUUGUAACGUGUGUGCUCAACCAGGUGUGCCACUGCCCAGCCCUGGUGUCUCUCUUUUUUUCUCCCUCUGUAUCUCCCCCUCCUCUCUCAAUUUCUGUCUGUCCUAUCCAAUGAAAAAAAAAUCCACCAGGAGCAGUGAAUUUGCAGCGCUGAGCCCUGGCAAUAACCCUGAAGACAAAAGAGAGAGAGAAAGACUGCAGCACUGUUGACCCCCCCCCCCCACAAGUGGGGACUGGGAGCUUGAAGCCAGUUUCUUUUGCAUGGCAACAUGUUUGCUUAAUCAGAUGUAUCACUGCCCAGCCAAAGGAAUUUAAAUUUCUAAUGUACUUUUAGGUGCAGUUGUCAGAACCUGGCCAAGCUUCUGCCCCAGGAAACACCCUUACAGAUCAGCAACAAUGAAGAGGCUGGAGGUACUAGAACUGAACCUGAAUAGGAGACCUAAAGUUCAACCUCCCUUUUGAUCAGGAAGAGGCAGAAACAGCAAUAUCACUCUCCACAUACACAGUGACAGACAGGAAAGCACAGACAACUUCACCAAAGGUGCACACCUUGGUGUUUAAUAAUAGUAACUAUUAUUAUUAAUAUCAGAGGCAUGAAGUGUUGGAAAAUGGUUUCUUAACACUUUAUCUUACAACACAUAGGGAAACUGAGACCCAGAGCAGGAAAGAAGGUUGCUCGUGGGGAGUCGGGCUGUAGCGCAGCGGGUUAAGCACAGGUGGCGCAAAGCGCAAGGUCCAGCAUAAGGAUCCGGGUUCAAGCCUCCGGCUCCCCACCUGCAGGGGGUUCGCUUCACAGGUGAUGAAGCAGGUCUGUAGGUGUCUAUCUUCCUCUCCCCCUCUCUGUCUAAGCCCUCCUCUUUCCAUUUCUCUCUGUCCUAUCCAACAACAACAACAUCAAUAAUAACUGCAACAAUAAAACAAGGGCAGCAAAAGGGAAUAAAUAAAUAAAUACUAAAAAAAAAAAAAAAGAGGGUUGCUCAUGGUCAAAUGCUGAAAUUGAGCAAGGGAAAAAUAAUCACAUGGAAGCAGACACAAAGCUGGAGAAGCUAUACCUAUCAGGAGAUAGAUCCUAAUGCUGUGGAGUCCAGAGAUUAUAAAACUGGGUGACCUUUAAAAACGACUAAGUGAUACAGAUGAUUAACACAGGCAGAAAUGCUAAGGAAGGGAGAUAGCAUAAUGAUUAUCCAAAAAGACUUUCAAGCCUGAGGCCACGAAGUCCCAGGUUCAAUUUCCCAUACCACUAUAAACUAGCACAAAGCAAUGCUCUUCUCUCUCUCUCUCUCUCUCUCUCUCUGUGUGUGUGUGUGUGUGUGUGUGUGUGUGUGUGUGUGUAUCUUUCUCUCUGUGUUGCUCUUUCAUUAAAAUAAAGCAAAUAAAAUAUA